AUGUCCUCCUGCAACCAUUGCCUCACACCGGCUGAUACCAAGAGCAAGUUGUCUUCGACCACUGGACCCCCGGUUGCUGACCCUACCCUCUAUCGCAGCCUUGCCGGUGCACUGCAAUAUCUCACUUUCACUAGUACCGACAUUUGCUAUGUUGUGCAACAAGUUUGUUUAUUAAUGCAUGAUCCGAGGGAACCUCAUAUGGCUGCUCUCAAGCGUAUCCUUCGCUACAUUCGUGGCACCCUCGACCACGAGCUUCUCCUCUCCCCCAAUCUGGACCUCUCUCUUGUCGCUUACUCUAACGCCGGUGGGUGGGUGGUUGUCCUGACACUCGUCUUUCGACAUCAGGCUAUUGCGUUUUCCUCGGCAACAACCUCAUCUCUUGGUCUUCCAAACGACAGGUCACCACUUCUCGGUCUAGUGCUGAGGCUGAAUAUCGAGUUGUCGCAAAUGCUGUCGCCGAAACAACUUGGUUACACAACCUACUUUUUGUGCUGCUUUGCCCUCUUUCGAAAUCCACCAUUAUCUAUUGUGACAACAUCAGUGCCGUCUACCUAUCCAAUAAUUCUAUUCAACACUGUCGCACAAAACAUGUGGAAAUUGAAAAUUGAUAUCCACUUUGUCCGCGACAAAGUUGCUUUGGGACACAUUCGAGUCCUCCACGUCCCAUCCGCCUACCAAUUUGCCGAUAUCAUCACGAAAGGACUCCCAACCCAACUGUUUCAGUAA
This is a messenger RNA of Erythranthe guttata (spotted monkey flower), 726 nucleotides long. The record is from RefSeq and is a predicted model, not a curated record. Lineage: Eukaryota; Viridiplantae; Streptophyta; Magnoliopsida; Lamiales; Phrymaceae.